This is a messenger RNA of Phycodurus eques (leafy seadragon), 3544 nucleotides long. It is a transcript of the gene tlcd2, whose product is annotated as TLC domain containing 2. Lineage: Eukaryota; Metazoa; Chordata; Actinopteri; Syngnathiformes; Syngnathidae. The coding region runs from base 379 to 1104 and encodes 241 amino acids. Gene Ontology annotation, biological process: plasma membrane organization; regulation of membrane lipid distribution; membrane assembly. Gene Ontology annotation, cellular component: plasma membrane. The record is from RefSeq and is a predicted model, not a curated record. The transcript is spliced from 4 exons.
AGGGCGAGAUUUUACAACAGGGGCUGUUUCACAACUGUGGACAAGUCGCCACGCCUUUGCUGUCCUUCCAUCUCUACCGGGGGAGUUCGCCUGAGAACACGGAGCUUUACACCUCCUCGUCCACGCGCGCUGUGUACCCUCCUGGCGUCAGUUCAACACGUUUUCCGCUUCUGGAUUGAAAAGAGCAACCGAUCAAAACAAACAAGCGCCUUUUUUGGUGGUGGGGGGUGGGGGGGGUUGGGGGUGCUUUCGUGGGCAUGCGAUUUUGUGGAGCUUCUGUAACAAAACAAACAGGUAGCCACGGCCGCCGGGGCCACAGUCAAGUGCAUCACAUUGGCCGUCAACCCUUCGUUCACCAACUAAGAGGGUUUCGGGGCCAUGGAGCUGAGCUCGGUCCUUCUCACCACCGGGGGAUCCUACGGAUUCUUCCGAUUUAUCAACACCGGAGUGGACAGACUACCUGUGCCGGAAGCUGCCCGCAGGAACACGUUUAAAUGGAGAAACAUCUCCACGUCCUUCGUGCACAGCCUCGUCACCGCGAUAUGGGCAGUGCUUUGCUUUUUCCUGAAACCAGAGAUGGCUGAAGAUUUGAUAGAGACACAUUCAGUGUUUUCUCAUGCACUGGUGUCUUUUUCAAUUGGUUACUUCAUCUAUGACCUCUUUGACAUGGUGACGUACCAGAAGUUAAGUCAGUUCUGGGAGCUUGCCUUGCACCAUAUUGUAGUGAUCACCUGUUUCGGCCUGUCUGUGCUAACGUACCGCUACGUGGGUUUCGCCGUGGUGGCCCUGGUGGUGGAGAUCAACUCGGUAUUCCUCCACCUCAGGCAGAUCCUGCGCAUGGCCAACCAGGCCGCCAGCACCGUCUACCGGGUCAACAGCAUGAUCAACCUGGGGACCUACGUGGUGUUCCGCAUCAACACCCUGGCCUGGAUGACCCGCUGGCUGGUGCUCAACAGAGACAAGGUGCCCCUCUUGGCCUACACUCUGGGCAGCGUGGGCCUGGCCAUCAUGACGGUCAUGAACAUCAUCCUGUUUUACCGGCUGCUCAGGAGUGACUUCCUGAAGAGCAGCACUCGGGAGGCCAAGAAAGACAAGGAAACAUAAGAGAGAAUUCAUUUCGGCACCGUGUUAGAUUUGGUACGUUUAUUUCCGCUUUUGUUGUUGAUUGGCCUCACUGACAGCUGCAUUUCUCUUCUCCUUUUCAUACUAACUUGCAUCACUACAUAGGCUGACUGGGUGUUCCAAAAUGUAGCUUAUGGUGAGUGAAGCUCACAAGCAUCUCCAUAGCAACACUUCAUGCCGUUAAUGGAUAUCAUCGUAUAUGUAACGUAUGGCUUUGGGUUCCAUCACCACUGAAUGAAUUAAUCAAGCAAAUCUAAACUUUAUUUCAACUAGUCAUGCAAAGGUGAUGUAUUUUUGUGAGAUUAACUUCAAGCCACUUACUACCUCAGAAAGCUUUCAACACGUGUUUGCCUCUGUCAGAAAGACCAUUGUAAAUCAUUGUCAAAUGUGGCACAACCAAUCCACAUAUUAAGGGUGAUCUUCCCAUGUGUUAAUAUAUUUGGCCCAUGCACAGUAACUGAAAAAAAUAUGAGUAGUGUUAUUACCAGUAAAGAUCUCAAAUGAGCUACAUAAGAUGCCCCUUUGUAUAUCCAAAUGUUCAAAUCAAGCAGCCAAGUGUCACCACUUUUGUGAGCUCACAAGAAACCUGUGAAAUAUGGGAACUGUUAUUCUUAUAAUGGCCUUUAGAGGACAGUACACUCGGUAAUUACCUCAGUGAUUUCGGAGACAGACGUUAUGCCCCCCGCCCACACACACACACACACACACACACACACUUUCAAACAGUUCCCAGAUGUCUCAAUAAAAGGUCUGUCCGAUUCUGCCAUUAAACUACACAAAGGAUAAAGAAUUACAGGCAGCACACUCAAUAAUGAUCAAUGUCACAUUGUUUGGAAUCACUUGGUUGUGUCAGUUCUGUCUCAUGCAAACGCCAAGGAUUGUUUUUUUUUUUUUGUUUUUUUUUGUGUGUGUUGCCAAUUUAGUGAUUUUUGUGGUUUUAUGACCGUACUCCUCUGGGUCACAGACUCCAAAUCAAUGGCAUUUGUGUCAAAGCCACUGAUUAAUUUAACCACGGUUGUUGAAUUUCAGUCAUGAUAGGUGGUCAGACACACCAGAGAACUAAAUAUUUGAAUACAAACAAUAAAAUUCAAAUUUGUAUAUGUCCCCUUUAAUGAGGCAGGAAGAGAGGUAUCUUAAUUGUGUGGAGACCUGUGCUAUUAUAUUUUUUAAUGAGUGAUCGAUGCCUGGUUGUGAGGUUAAUGUUGGAAUAAAAACAUCUGAGAGCUAUGAAUACGGUGACCAAGCUCUGGAGCGAAUAGUGAAAAUCUGUCAAUAAUUACGCCGAACAAGGUAUGCAAUUGUGUGUACAUGCCACAAGACGGCAGCAAAGCACUUAAAACAGGAUCAUAAAGCAUCAACAGCAUGCUUCUCGAUGGUACACAAUCAUGAACUCAUGUUACAACUUUCAGUAUUUAAAUUAUUCAACACAAAACACCUUCACAUUUGACUCAUCAAUAGUAUUAGUUAGCAUCCAGCCCUCCAUUUUCUUCCGCUUAUCUGAGAUUGGGUCGCAGGGGCUGCAGUUUAAGCAUCAGGAGAAAAGCAGAAACACUUUUGACUUUCACUUUUGACUGUCCACGUGGUGCAUUUAUGGACCGCCAACAAAACGGCAUCUCAAAUGCAGUCGAAAAACGCAUCAAUGAAUUAAAUCUAACAACAACAACAACACCAUUCUACCAUCAGAUGGCGGUAGAUUAAUAAGCUAAUUGCUUUGACUUGAGCACAAAAACAGCAAGUAGUUGAGAUUUUCAGCAAAUGGAGGAUAUAGGUUCCACCAAAAAGUGGUCGAAUUCACGAAUAUAUGGAAGUUCACUGUACUGCAAACAGUCUAACACACAUAGGUGCGCACAGGCUUUGACACAUCACAGUCCAUUUGUGUUUAUAUUUUUUUGUCAAUUUUUAUUUUGGGGGUUAAUUGUGAAUAUUUGUAAUUUAUUUGUCCUGAAAGAAGUGUUCCGUUAAAGAUGAAAAAGAUUUCUUUUUUUAAUUAAAUCUGUUAUUAACGGAGUCCACUGGACUACAAAACAGAUUCUGCACUGGACUACAAAACAGAUUCUGCACUGGACUUUCAGUUGUCCACCCAAACUUGUUCCCGACCGAACGCAUACCAUCAGUUCAAAUCAGAAAGUGGAAGUUCUGUUCAGUCUUUAUCCCAGCAGCCUUAUAAAGAUCUGUAAUACUGUUUUGUCAUUUGCAGGACCUCUUUAGACCAGUGCAAUGUAACUUUUUUUUUUUUUUUUUUUUGCAACUGGACGAGUGUCUGUGAAUGUGAUUACACACUUGUGAGAAUCUCAUGAAUUACAAAGCACAAGAUACCUGAGAGAAAACAACCUCAGUUUAGUGUCAAUAUCACUUAUAUCUUCUGGCACACAUUAUUUUCUACAUCACACUCCCAUUUAUGUUUAUAAAAUAACAUUAUUUC